AUGAUACUUGUCCAGGAAAAAUACAAAGUCGCCCUUGAAGCAACGUGUGGUCUUGAUAUGUUAGAUGAACCGAUUUUUUAUGCUGAUGCAUGGGCAGAAGUGACGAAUGGUCCACACAUGGGUUGUGUAUAUGGAUUUACACCGGCUGAAAGGGCUUCACUCAUUCUUGGUUCAUUAGUUUCAGAAAAUGACGACAACAAUGAAGAUGUGAAUGAGAAACUCAAAGCGAUGCAAGAAAUUAUUGAUGAGCUGACGAAGAGUAGAGUCGAAGUAGAAAAAGAGAUUCGCCAAGAGUUAGUGGAAACGAUGGCUAAUGAAAUUACGGAGAUGAAGCGGCAAUCCAAGGAGGAAUUAAAUGAAAUUAAACUGGAAAUGAAACGUCAAUCAAAAAGGCAUCAUAAAGAACUGGGUUAA
Striga asiatica is the source of this 414-nucleotide messenger RNA. NCBI's taxonomy places the organism in Eukaryota, Viridiplantae, Streptophyta, Magnoliopsida, Lamiales, Orobanchaceae. The record is from the annotation of a GenBank genome assembly.